AAUUUAAACGCAGCCAAUCGCUGCUCUCCUUCUCGAUUGCGUGUUGAUUUGGGUUGGAGCAUCUCUUGUGGUCACCGGUCUGCUCUCAUCAAUCCUUCCGACGCUCGACACAUGCGCGUGGAUCUGCAGUCCAUGGAUUUUUACUUUGAGUCAACGCUCUGUGCAAAGAAAGUUUUUUUUUUUGACUAGACUUAAUUAUCCGUGAACAAAACCGAAUACGAGGUGGAAUAAGAGAAUAAAUUAUAUUAAGGAUGAGAGUUUGGUGAAAAGUGCAACUCAACUGAAUGCGCGGGGCGCUGCUGCUGCUGGACUUCAAAUCAGAAAAAAACACACACACAAUCCAGCCGGUGUGACCUUUCGUCUUUUUACGAUGGGAAAACAUGACUGCACUGCUCUCCCAAAAUAAAAAGGUACUAAUAACACAACCAAUCCGGAUCGAUCAACGAGGUUGAUUGAGGGGUCCACCUCAAGUCUCUAAACUGGAUCCUACUGCUUUCAUCGAUCAGCGGAUUUGAUUGAUCCCCUUCAGUCACUUAACACCCUCAAAGGGAGAAGAUGCCGUUCCACCAUGUGACGGCAGGCCUGCUCUACAAAGGGAACUACCUGAGCCGCUCGCUGUCGGACAGUGACAGCGAUGUGCUGGCCAGCAUCUCCGUGGAGGAGCUUCAUGAGAUCCGGGAGGCGUUUAAGGUGCUGGAUCGUGACGGGAACGGGUUCAUUUCCAAACAGGAGCUGGGUAUGGCCAUGCGCUCUCUGGGCUACAUGCCUAGUGAGGUAGAGCUGGCCAUCAUCAUGCAGAGACUAGACAUGGAUGGGGAUGGACAAGUUGAUUUUGAGGAGUUUAUGACGAUCCUUGGACCCAAACUCCUGUCGUCUGAAACAAGAGAAGGCUUCCUGGGCAGCACAAUAGAUACCAUCUUCUGGCAGUUCGACAUGCAGAGAAUCACUCUUGAGGAGCUGAAACACAUCCUGUUUUACGCCUUCCGCGACCACCUCACCAUGAAGGACAUUGAGAACAUUAUCAUCAACGAGGAAGAGAGCCUGAAGGAAAACUCUGGCAACUGUCAGACAGAGUUUGAGGGAGUUCACCCUUCAAAGAAGAACCGUCAGACGUGCGUGAGGAAGAGCCUCAUCUGCGCUUUUGCCAUGGCAUUUAUCAUCAGCGUAAUGCUCAUCGCGGCCAAUCAGAUGCUGAGGAACGGCAUGGAGUAGCCGCGCCCACUGUGAGCGGAGAACAAGCCAGCCUGCAUGUGCAUGCCAGUGGGUGUGGUCAUUUCCCUGUUGAUAGGAAAAGAACUACAAUGAAUAACACUUAAAAUAACCAUUGACAAAGUCCAUUUUAAAAAUCACACUUAGUUUUUUUUGAACAAGUGGCGCCUCACCACCUGACAUCCAAUGAAACUGUGAAGCCAGCAUGAGGAGUCAUGCAGGACUCCUCCCCCUUUACUCUGUCAGGGACAAUCAAGGGCUGACAUUACACAUAAUACUCUGUUGUGUCUGUUUCCCUGAUGCAAUAAAAAAAGUAGUGCAGGAGAUCAGAGCUGCUUGCUUUUCCAAGCAGGCCAGAUGAUGUGUCACCCACCAGGAGUCUGAUGAGCUACCAAGGCUGCAGUCUGGGCCCCUAAAAGGAAUUAGAGAAAGCGAACAAUUUCCGUCUUAUUAUAGUUCCUGGAAGCAUGAUGGCAGUCCUCGCUGCCCCUCAAGCAGAAGGAUCUGUACGUGUCAGGCCACAGCUCCAGCAGCUCCCAGGGUGCUACGAUACUCCAGCUCUCCGACUUUCUAUUUUCAACUACUGCAUUUGUGGGCUAAAGUGCUGGCAUCAGUUCAUUAGCCCCACACACCAAGCAGUCAAGUGAACAAAAUGUUAAAUGGUAACUCCAGAUGUGGUGUUUUGCCCUUUCGACAUUCAUGAAUAAACACAGAAGCUCUGGAAGUUUGGUUUUCAAUGUUGGGUGAACACUGUUCAAGGUGCAAAGAAAAUAUUUCUUUGUCCUAUUAAAAUGAAUAAAAUCCACCCUUUCAAUGAUCAAACUGUUAAAAUAUUGUCUCUCGGUGGUGUGGAGUGUGCUCCAGGAGUUAUUUUGUAAGGUGACUGAAUUCAACUUCCUUUCGUCAGCAUUAUUUCUGCCUCAGUUGGUUAUUUCCUACAUUUCCCAAAAUGGCUUUGGACGGCCCCCAGAGAGCGAGUGUGAAACCAUUGCAUUCAAAGGCAAUCGUAAGAGCAAAAUGGCCGGAGGUUUUCCAGUCGACAAAACUUUAAUUGAAUCUUUUACUCUAAUUGCAGCAUGUCUUGCGGCUGUGAUGCAUUCUGGCUCCCUGACAGAUUUGAGAGACCUGCAUGUAAGUUGGUGCCAUUACUAAAUUAAGCUGAUACUUUUCAUACUAGUUUGAAAAUAUAUGCGAUACCACAUCAUCUGUGGUGGCAAGUCGCCCAUGGAAAUAAAAACAAUUGAUUUAGGGAUUGACGACAUAUCACCGUCAGCACAGGAUUAUCUUUCAACAUUGUUGAAGUGCUUCAGGGUGGAUUUUGUUUUGUCCUUCAAAUCCCAACAAAUGUCGUUAAUGAUGUACAGCUUAGUGCUGUGAAAAGUUGAAUCACCUUUAGUUUCAUAAAAAGGUUGUUGUUCUCAAAAAACAACUCUAAAAUGAAAUAAUUGAAAUGGUUUGCCUUUUGUCAGUUUUAAUAUUUGUUUACUUUAUAAUAAAAUAUACUUAUUUAUUAAUGUAGUACUUUUGAUCAGUUUCAUUAAUUUCAAACAUAAAAUUCAAAUAAAAAGGUGUGCAAAACUAAGGCACCAUUUGAUUUGUCCUCUAUUUUUAUUAACAUUUCAUUUCUUACGUCUUUCAUUGCAAAAACAACUCUUAAUCCAUUAAUGUGUGAAUCUUACUCUCUUAAUCUUAAUCUCUUAAUCUGUAAGCACUUAAAAAAUUGAAUUGAAUUAUUUUUUAAUCAAAGUUCUGCAACAAUUUCUCACAAAAGGCAAAAAGAAAACAAGUGUAUCAGUGACUUGCAUACUUUUUUAUUUACGUUCUUUCAUUUUUUUUAAAUAUGAAACUGUUCCCAUUUGUGUGAUAGAAGACAAUGCGAAGACCACAGAUAAAGAAUUUUGAACCAAUUCUAUAAAACAAUAGGGGCCUUGCAAACUUUCUCACAGCUCUGAAUGAUUUCAAGACACGUCUUGACUUGUUAAUUCUCGCUGAGGUCGGCUCUGAACUCCUGCACUGACUCUCGUCUCAACAUGUAAACCCAGCCAGGGGUCACAAACACCCAUGUUAUCAAGUGCAUGCGAUCAAGUCAGUGUCGUCUGUAAAUUCUGUAAGCACGUCUGAAGUGUCUGUUGACGAUGUACAGUAUCUCUGAAUGUGCAUGACUGUCGGUGCUCUCUGCUCACUGGGGUUCAGAGGUGCAGGGAGGGAGAGCAGCAGAUAGAGAGGCGCCUGCAUCAUUACAAACACAUCAGACGCAGGCGGCAAAGGCCCUUUCUGCUUCCUCUGAACACUCUUGCCAAAGCCAUAGAACUCCACAGAGGUGGACCAGACAACACAACAUAGACAAUUUUCCCUGUUCCAACAUGGAAAUACAAGAUCAAUCUGGCAUUUUGUAGCAGAAAUGUGUCCGUCAUGUCUGAUUUAAUUUGUCCUUGUUUUUGUUUUUGCAUUGUACCUGUCAUCCAUUUUAGUGAAAUGACAAGGAGCGCUGUUUGUUUGUGUGAGAGUGCCAUCUAGAGGUCAAGGGAGUGCACAUUGUCCAUGUUGUUGUCCCACUACAGUGUGUGUUGGCAUUAUUUUCACAAUGUCUGGCAAUUGUUGAUCUUAAAUGUUAAAAUAUAACGAUGUCUCUGUAUGUAUGUAUGUAUGUAACAAUGUGUGUAUGUAUGUAUAGGUUGACUUUGAUCUACCAACACUGUGGGUAGAGCAUUACUGAUUUGAACACAGUGUAUUUAUAGGAAUAGAUUAGUUGCCUAUGGCAGAAAAAGUCCUCUCGAAUUUGUAGAAGGUUUCAUUCACAGAAAAUUGACCAAUAUUACAUUUUGGAGACAGUCUAAAAUGCCUUGUAGGUCACACUGGUUUUGAUUUCUUUUUGAUUUUAAAAAGUGACGCUGAUUAAAAAGUUUGAUUUUGAUUUUGUUCUUGCCGUAGUAGUGGAAAUUUUCCACCGAAUUCACAGCUAACCACGGUUAGUAUGUAGGGGCGUGUAGUGUUUAUUUGUUCUUUGAGAACUUUCUCUUUUAAAUUGUAUUUUCAUUUGUUUUUGGAGAUUUGAGUUAUUGUUACUGUGGUUACAGUUUUACCGUAAUGAAACGGUACCGGCCCCUGCUGAACGGUUGCAUGUCUAAAUAGUUUUUUUUGGAGGGGGAAACACACAGUGUCUCUUCAGUAGCAUGGUGAUUGGAUCCCACAUGUUUUGUUAUGUAACUUUGUAGAUAGCUAGUAACAUAGCAUAUGUAUUAGACAAGCACUACCAACUUUGCAUGUGCAAUAUUUAAAUAUGUAGGCUAGCUAAACACUUUGAGUUGUACUAUUUAUUAAAGGCAUAAUAAUUAUGAAAUUGUAAAUAGAAAUCUGUACAAAAGUCAAAGAAUUAAGCAUUGACGCAAUAAAACAAUGUUUUUUAAA
Molecule: messenger RNA, 4617 nt
Organism: Etheostoma spectabile (orangethroat darter)
Lineage: Eukaryota; Metazoa; Chordata; Actinopteri; Perciformes; Percidae
Gene: caln1
Product: calneuron 1
Exons: 6
Coding region: 556-1212 (218 amino acids)
Cellular component (GO): trans-Golgi network membrane
Molecular function (GO): calcium ion binding
Source: RefSeq, a predicted model, not a curated record